Messenger RNA from Triticum dicoccoides, 1392 nucleotides. RefSeq names its product peptidyl-prolyl cis-trans isomerase CYP28, chloroplastic-like. The transcript has 4 exons. Gene Ontology annotation, biological process: protein peptidyl-prolyl isomerization. NCBI's taxonomy places the organism in Eukaryota, Viridiplantae, Streptophyta, Magnoliopsida, Poales, Poaceae. The record is from RefSeq and is a predicted model, not a curated record. Gene Ontology annotation, molecular function: peptidyl-prolyl cis-trans isomerase activity. Gene Ontology annotation, cellular component: chloroplast. Bases 318 to 1298 code for a protein of 326 amino acids.
CGCCGCCCCGUCCCCUCCUCGUCCCUGACCUCUACCUCCGCCUUCCGCAGCCGCAUCCGCAGGGCCAAGUGCAGCCGCAGGGCUGUGCCUCCACCGUCCGCCGCCGCCGCCGCCGCCGCCGGUGAUCUGGAAGUUGAGUACCAGUCUCAAGCAACUCCUCCAGGUUACCAAAAGAGAAUUAAAUUCUUGGGGCAGAUUUUGAUGUUAUUCGGGAGUAACAUUGACAUAUCUUGAUGUUGAUGUGAUAUCGGGAGCAUUGCAUGCUAUGAAAUGAAGUAUUAGCAGGACAAACACUGAAGCAUUCACUUAGCAACGAAAUGCUGCCUUCAUCAAGCACAAAAGCUACUUCCUCCAUGGUUGACCAUGUUUCUCUUAGCAGCCUCCACCACCACCCCAACAGCCAGUCUUCCUGUUUUGCUACCUCAAGACCAAACCAUGACAAUACCCAUAAAUACAACCACUCCCCAAGAAUUCCUAGGCGGUCUCUCGUCUUACUCCCUGCUUCCUCUCUUCUCCUCUCCGCCUCCUCCUCCUUUGCCAUAGACAAUGCAAACGCUCCAUCCUCAUCCACAGUUGACACCACCAUCACCGACCGCAUAUUCAUGGACUUUAGCAUUUGUCCAAGCUUCUUUAGCAAUGACCGCACGUUAGGAGCUGAACUUGCUUCGUGCCCUGAUUCCGAGCCCCUCGGACGUGUAGUCUUUGGUCUCUAUGGUCGGCUACUCCCGAUCACUACUGCCAACUUCAAAACUACCUGCACUGCUUCUGCAUAUCGAGGCACACUUGUCCACAAGGUGCUUCAAGGUCAGUUCUUUGCUGCUGGCCGACAAGGUUCUCGGCGUGAUAAGGGUGUGGUCCAACCUCCCUCAAAGCUUGUGAGAAAUGUUGAGACUGUUGAUCCUAAAGCGUAUCAACUAAGACAUACAAGGCCUGGCACCCUAUCCUUGUGUCUUGAGCAGAAUGACGACGACGAUAGCAUCAAACUCAGCCCCAAUUAUCACAAUGUUGAAUUCCUGGUGACCACAGGGCCAGGGCCCUGUCCAGAGCUUGAUGAUCAGAACAUUGUCUUUGGAACUGUAUUAGAAGGAAUGGACGUUAUCUCCAGCAUUGCAACCAUCCCUACCUAUAAACCAGGUGAAAGGAUCCAAUUCUUCAAUGAUUUUGCACAGCUGAUUGGCGAUGAAAGAGCUCAAUCUGCUAGAGCCAUGUGGGAUCGCCCACAGAAAACUGUGUAUAUCAGCGGUUGUGGGGAGCUGAAAGUGACCAAGCCAUCCCUUUCCCCUCCUAGCUUGCCAUGACAAGUACUGUAUAGAUGCCAUUUUCGUGUAAUUACUAUUCCAUGUAGCUGUAUCUCUACCUAUAAUAUAAUAUGAUACUCCCUCCGUUCCUAAA